AUGGAGAAUAGAGGUUUGUGGCCCAUGCUGCAUUUUCCAGGUCUACUCGUCAUGAAUUAUGGGGCAUGGACUAUAAAGAAUGAAGUCAUUAAAAGCUUCAGAUCUCUGAGCUUAGAUUUUGACACAAUUUUGCCAGAAAAUCCUCAGGAUUAUGACAACCUUCAGCCGCCCAAAGAACAAGGUAAAGCUACGGUUGUUAGAUUCCACGUGACAGUGCUUAGUUUGGAUACAAUAGAUGAAGGAUCCAUGACCUAUGUCGCAGAUAUUUUUAUGUCUCAAAGUUGGAAAGAUCACAGACUACAACUGCCAGAAAAUAUGACAACGAAAUAUCGCCUUCUGCCAAUUAGUUGGUUGAAGAAAAUGUGGCGACCAGAUUCGUUUUUCAAAAAUGCCAAAAAAGUUACAUUUCAAGAAAUGACUAUUCCUAAUCAUUACAUCUGGCUGUAUAGUGACAAGACCAUCCUUUACAUGGUCAAAUUAACGCUUCUGUUGUCCUGUGCCAUGAAAUUCGAAUCCUAUCCACACGACACACAGGUUUGCACAAUGAAAAUUGAGAGUUUAUCUUAUACAACGGAUGAUCUGAUUUUCGACUGGGAGGAAAUUGUUCCUCUGGAAGUCGACGAUGCCAUUGAAUUGCCACAACAUAACUUAGUGGAAACAAGACUUGGGGACUGCACACAAGAAUAUUCCACUGGAAAUGUUCACACUAAUCUGAUGAGUCCAAUCAGCUACCGUCGCAAAAACUGCUGUAAAUACCAUAAGAAUUUCUCUCUAGGAUUUUUCUCCAUUAUCCGAGUGUCUUCAAUAAUUGAGGUAGAACCGUGCCGGAUACUUGUCAUCGAAGUUGUCUUGAAGCCAACUGUCAUCGAAGAUGUCAUGAAGCUACCUGUCAUCGAAGAUGUUCUGAAAAAGAUACUGGUCAUCAAAGUUAUCAUUGAGGCUACCUGUCAUCUAAGAUGUCCUGGAAG
Molecule: messenger RNA, 968 nt
Organism: Stegodyphus dumicola
Lineage: Eukaryota; Metazoa; Arthropoda; Arachnida; Araneae; Eresidae
Product: glycine receptor subunit alpha-2-like
Biological process (GO): monoatomic ion transmembrane transport
Cellular component (GO): membrane
Molecular function (GO): extracellular ligand-gated monoatomic ion channel activity; transmembrane signaling receptor activity
Source: RefSeq, a predicted model, not a curated record